CAAAGGCAAAACAGGGCGAUGAUGUCGGCCGUAUCGCGAUGCAAGGGAUUUUAUCUACUGUUGAGCCUUGCUAUACUAUGUAAUUUAUCACACGGGGCUUUGCCCAAGCUACCAGGCACUGCCCUCGUUCAACGCUUCAUCAAGGGCAGACAAGCAGACCCCCGAGACCAUGGCGCUGAUAUUGCUUCUUCAGAAGAGGACUUUCACCAAGCCACUGCUCCGGUAUUGGCAGAGGAUAUCGCUGAGGCCAUAAAGCCACCACGUCGCCGAAAACGCGACGUGGUGCGUUCCCGGUUCGGUAAGAUUCGCGCUGCAGUCUUCCCCAUCGAAAACAAGGAAUGCCAAAAAUUCUUUAUGAUGAGCGGUAUGAUGUUUUUCAUCAUCUACGUCUACACGGUGGUCCGCGAUACCAAGGAUACCUUGAUCGUCUCCACUUGUGGGGCCGAAGCCAUCACCUUCCUCAAGGUCUACGGCGUACUGCCGGCCUCCGCCCUCUUCAUGAUCCUUUACGCCAAGGCCUCCAACGUCUUGGGGAAGAAGGCCCUCUUCUAUGCCACUUCGGUCCCUUUUUUCCUCUUUUAUGCUGCCUUCUGCACCCUCAUUUACCCCAAUCGUGCCCAUCUCAUGCCUCACAUCGACGCACAAGCGGGAGGCCUCGGCUUCCUCGUCUCUCUGGUCAAAAACUGGGACUAUUCCCUCUUCUACAUUGUCUCGGAGCUCUUUGGGAGCGUGGGCGUGUCGGUCCUGUUUUGGCAGCUGGCGAACGAGAUCAUCAAGGUGCACGAGGCCAAGCGCUUUUAUCCGCUAUUUGGGCAGCUCGCCAACAUCGCCCCGAUUGCCGCCGGUCAAACAGUAGUGCUCUCGGCCCAUAUGACGGACCCUGCUAGCAAGGAUCCUUUCUUGAAAAGCAUCCAGCUUAUCACCGUCUUUAUCAUGAUAAGUGGAGCGGCAAUCAUGUCUUUGUACCGAGGAAUCACAGGUCUGGUGGAGCGGGAGGACGCGGCGGCCUUGGCCGUUGGGGGAGAAACCUCGGCAAGCACCACCGCGGUGGCGAGCAAGAGGAAGAAGAAGCCCAAGAUGAGCUUGGCAGAGAGCUUCAAGUUCCUGCUCACGAACAAAUACCUUGGAUGCAUGGCUAUUCUGGUAGUGUCGUACGGUCUGGCGAUCAACUUUACGGAGGUUAUGUGGAAGAGUCAAGUGAAGCUCCUAUACAAGGACAAGCGCAAGUACCAGCAAUUCAUGGGUAACUACUCGACCAUGAUGGGGGCUACCACCUUCAUCGUCAUUUUUUUCGGGUCACAGAUCGUGAAACGCUUUGGCAUGAAGGUGGGGGCCCUGACCACGCCCGCCAUGCUGGGUCUCCUGGCGGCGCCCUUCUUUGGGUACAUCGUCUUCGGGGGAAUAUCCAGUACAGGGGCUUCUUCACCCAAGGCCUUGCAGACGGCUGUGUGGGUGGGUCUAGUGCAAAACAUUCUCUCCAAAUCGAUCAAAUACGCCCUGUUUGACCCGACGAAGGAAAUGGCGUACAUUCCUCUCGGUCAAGAGGAGAAAACCAAGGGCAAGGCGGCCAUUGACGUAUUGGCAGCCCGCAUCGGAAAGAGCGGAGGGGCUCUCUUGCAGCAGGCCAUUGUGCUCUUCUUUGGUAAUAUCAUCGAUGGGGCUCCAGUGGUGGUGGGUCUCUUCUAUAUUGUCAUCUUUGCCUGGCUGUUUGCGGCAAACAGCCUCGGAAAUCAGUUCGAGGAAGUAUCGAAGAACAAGUGAGCUUUCAAGUUCGCUUGGGUACGUUGGAGGUGUGGGAAUUCGCGUGGGAAAGAGAGACAAUGGGAGCUGAUGUAUCAGAAAUUUUAUCGUGGAGGCAAUAAACACAAAAACCUUUUUGAAAGGAAAGAUGUAUGCACGAAACGCAGCAUCUCAAAUUCGUAGGCAAGCGGAAAAGCCUUCGCCACGCGCCGAUAUACAGAGCUAGGCCUAAAAAAUAGUCUGAGUCAUACAUUGGACUGGCACUAGGAGGUAGUAUCGUAAAAAGAAAAUAAUGAAUGAUUUUUGCGCAA
Messenger RNA from Nannochloropsis gaditana CCMP526, 2051 nucleotides. RefSeq names its product carrier protein. The transcript has 3 exons. The record is from RefSeq and is a predicted model, not a curated record. Gene Ontology annotation, cellular component: membrane. Gene Ontology annotation, biological process: nucleotide transport. The coding region runs from base 19 to 1761 and encodes 580 amino acids. Gene Ontology annotation, molecular function: ATP:ADP antiporter activity.